Sphaeramia orbicularis (orbiculate cardinalfish) is the source of this 6186-nucleotide messenger RNA. It is a transcript of the gene grm3, whose product is annotated as glutamate receptor, metabotropic 3. The coding region runs from base 1 to 2667 and encodes 888 amino acids. NCBI's taxonomy places the organism in Eukaryota, Metazoa, Chordata, Actinopteri, Kurtiformes, Apogonidae. The transcript has 11 exons. Gene Ontology annotation, biological process: G protein-coupled receptor signaling pathway. The record is from RefSeq and is a predicted model, not a curated record. Gene Ontology annotation, molecular function: G protein-coupled receptor activity. Gene Ontology annotation, cellular component: membrane.
AUGGUGGUCGGCAUUCCCGCUCUAGUAUUGGUUAUGAUGAUCCAGGGCGUCUUGCUCUCUAUCGGAGACCCGCCUCAGUCUCGCCGGGAGAUCCGCAUCGAGGGUGACCUGGUGCUCGGUGGCUUGUUUCCAGUGCAUGAGAAGGGUGCUGGGAUGGAGGAGUGUGGUCGGGUGAAUGAGGAUAGAGGGAUUCAGAGGCUGGAGGCCAUGCUGUUUGCAAUAGACAGAAUCAAUAUGGACAACACUUUGCUGCCUGGGGUCUCACUCGGGGUCCACAUCCUGGAUACCUGCUCCAGAGACACCUAUGCACUAGAGCAGGCUCUGGAGUUCGUGAGAGCCUCUCUCACCAAGGUGGACGACACAGAGUUUAUCUGUCCAGACGGAUCUUACGCUUUGCAAGAUGACAGUCCACUCGCAAUCGCUGGUGUCAUAGGAGGUUCCUUCAGCAGCGUCUCUAUACAGGUGGCCAAUCUUCUCAGGCUCUUUCAGAUCCCUCAGAUAAGCUAUGCGUCCACCAGCGCCAAACUAAGUGACAAGACCCGUUAUGAUUACUUCGCCCGCACAGUGCCCCCUGAUUUCUACCAGGCCAAAGCCAUGGCUGAGAUCCUUCGCUUUUUCAACUGGACGUACGUGUCAACUGUGGCAUCAGAGGGGGAUUAUGGAGAAACCGGCAUAGAGGCCUUUGAACAAGAGGCCCGAAUGAGGAACAUCUGUAUUGCUACUUCAGAGAAGGUGGGGCGUUCUAAUGCUAAGAAGUCCUAUGAAGCUGUGAUUCGUCAGCUACUCCAGAAGCCUAACGCCCGUGUGGCUGUGCUGUUUCUACGCAGCGAUGAUGCCAGAGAGCUGUUGGCGGCAGCAGCUAGACUUAACACCUCCUUUAUCUGGGUGGCAAGUGAUGGCUGGGGUGCACAGGAGAGCAUUGUCAAGGGAAAUGAGGUCACUGCUGAAGGAGCCAUCACACUUGAGCUAGCAGCCAAUCAUGUGCCAGACUUCAACCAGUACUUUCUUAGCUUAAACCCAACAAAAAACCAUCGGAAUCCCUGGUUCAGGGAGUUCUGGGAACAACGAUACCAGUGCUUGUUGGGUGGUGGAGGAGGUGGAGGUGUAGGACUGGGAGAAACACCUCUCCCACCAUGUGACAAGGACCUGUCAAUGGACAAGAGUAACUUUGAACCCGAGUCCAAGAUCAUGUUUGUGGUGAACGCAGUGUAUGCCAUGGCUUAUGCUCUCCAUAAUAUGCAACGGAGCCUGUGCUUUAACACCACCAAGCUGUGUGACAGCAUGAAGGCCUUGGACGGCCGAAGACUCUACAGGGACUACAUCCUUAAUGUCAGCUUCACAGCCCCUUUCUCUCCUCCAGGCAGUGAGACGACAGUGAAGUUUGAUACUCAGGGGGACGGCAUGGGCCGAUACAACAUCUUCAGCUACCAGCGUUCUGGAGAUCGUUACGGUUAUGUGCCAGUUGGUGAAUGGGCAGAGAGUCUGAGUCUGAGCAGCGACCUGAUUCACUGGCCUAGAGAAGUGGUGCCCACCUCACAAUGCAGUGACCCUUGCGAACGCAACGAGAUGAAAAAAAUGCAGGCGGGUGAGUACUGCUGCUGGAUCUGUACAGCCUGUGAACCUCAUGAAUACCUGGCUGAUGAGUUCACCUGCUCGCCCUGUGCUCCUGGCCAGUGGCCCACUGAAGAUCUGACAUCCUGUUACGACCUUCCUGAGGACUAUAUUAUGUGGGAAGAUGCCUGGGCCAUUGGUCCAAUUACCAUUGCCUGUGUAGGAUUCAUGUGCACUGGCCUAGUAUUCUGGGUGUUUAUCCGACACAACAACACUCCACUGGUGAAAGCAUCAGGCAGAGAGCUGUGUUACAUCCUUCUGUCAGGUGUCUUCAUGUCCUAUGCCAUGACUUUCCUCUUCCUGGCCAAACCCUCUCCUGCCAUCUGUGCCCUGCGACGCCUCGGCCUUGGCACGUCGUUCGCUGUCUGCUACUCAGCCCUUCUCACCAAAACCAACAGAAUCGCCAGGAUUUUCAAUGGGGUAAAAGACGGAGCGGGUGCAGUGAGGCCACGCUUCAUUAGCCCAUCCUCUCAGGUGUUCAUCUGUCUGAGUCUUAUCUCGGUCCAGUUAGUGAUGGUGUCUGUGUGGCUGUUGCUGGAAGUUCCCGGAACACGGCGCUUCACGUUGCCAGAACGACGGCAGACUGUGAUUCUUAAAUGUAACGUACGGGACUCCAGUAUGCUGCUAUCACUCGGAUAUGACGUGCUCCUGGUCAUCCUGUGUACUGUGUAUGCCUUCAAGACCAGGAAGUGCCCUGAGAACUUCAACGAGGCCAAGUUUAUUGGGUUCACUAUGUACACCACCUGUAUAAUCUGGCUGGCCUUUCUUCCCAUCUUCUAUGUUACAUCUAGUGACUACAGGGUUCAAACCACCACCAUGUGUAUCUCAGUCAGCCUGAGUGGCUUUGUGGUUCUGGGCUGUAUGUUUGCUCCUAAGGUCCAUAUUAUCAUGUUCCAGCCCCAGAAGAAUGUGACCAGUCACAGGCUUAACCUCAACCGCUUCAGUGUUAGCGGGGCUGCCACCACAUAUGCAUCUCAUGCUUCUGUGAGCGCCCACUAUGUUCCAACCGUGUGCAACGGGAGAGAAAUCGUCGACUCCACCACUUCCUCUCUGUGACCACAUCCACUACAAUCUCUAAAUCUGCCCCUGCGACUGUUAGCCAAUCCAUGAACAUUAUCAAAUUCAACCUUCAUUUCACUCCCACACACACACUCAGAACACACACACAUACAUAUACGUACAUACACGAAAAAACAAAGAUACACGCACAAACAAACAAACCCUUUCCUUGUGGACUAGAACUGUAUUGUUUCACAAAUGUAGAAAGUGUGUAACUAAAAUUAAAUUAUUUUCUAGGGAUGUACAUACACGGAAUCGACAUUGUUGUAAGUAGAGAAACAAAAGAACAAAAAAAGUUUUUAGGAGGAAUUUUUGGAGCCUUUGUUUUUGAUAGCUUUGUUAUGAUGCGGUGUAAAUAGACGUGCUUAAAUCAUGGUAGGAGGGUGUGUGUCCCUCAGUCUGGAUGCACAUUUGUGGCUCUGCUUGCCUCACCCGCAAUAUCCCACAGACUUUUUAUUCUCAUGCUUUUUUGUAGGUCUCAUUGUAAUAACUAGUUAUGUAUGCAUUUCUAUUGUGUAUCUGUACAUUUGUAUAUUAUAUUACUGAUGGUUCAAACAGCACAAUGUUGACAGUCUUGUAAUUUUAGGAUGAAUGUGGACAAAAGCAUAAACUGGACUGACUAGAACAGCUGGAAUGGAUAUGUACAAAAAACAUCCAUGAUUUACAGUUAAACAGUGGCAGAAAACAAUUUUCAGUUUGAGAAUUCAUCUAUUCACAUCUUGAUAGAUGUGUUUUGCAUCCUAGAUCUGUAUACAGAACCCGAUGUGGCUUUUUUUGCCGGGAAAUAUGUUUUGCUUUUGAUACAAAUGUUAAUUUUUCUAUUUCUAAUCAUAGAAUCCCUUUAUCUAAAUGGCCAUAGUUCCAGACAUGUGUUCUCCAAAGCAACAGUAUGUUUACUCCCACUCUCAAACUGCUUUCUUUCAAGGACUGCUGAAAUGGAUUACUAAUAAUAAUAAUAGCAGGGCUGAAGCACUACAGUAUAUUAAAUGCAUUUCUUUUACUUCAAAACUGUCAGUGUAGCUUUUGCUAGUAGAAUUAUAUCAGCUAAAACAAAUCUGUUUAUUUCUAAUGGUUAUGAAUUGGGACUCAAAUACUCAAAUACUAAUGAAGGGAAGCCGUCUGCUUUGCUAAACACAUGCUGAUUUGCUUCUCUUUUUUUUUCUCCAGUUACAGGGGGGUGGUAGCAUUUGUUUUUGUGCCCCAUAGAUACAGUAUAUGGUGACAUUUUGCAUAUGGCAAUGUGCCUUAAUGUAUGUUUGAUAGUGCUCCAGGUAGAGGUUGCAAUGGGCAGUUUUACAAUGCAAACUGCAAAUGUUUGGUUAAUGUAAAUGUGAUCUCAUAGAGAGUAUAUGUUUCUGGGCAACAGUAUUCCAGUUUGUUUUCUUCCCCUCUAAGCCUUCUGCCAUUGAUUGUUUACCUGAAGUGUUAAAACAGUAAGGAAUCCUUAGGUUAACAUGACUUUCUCUACCCUUCUUUCCACAGUCUAUGACAAAAAAUAAUAAUUAAAUGGAUUUUUCUGAUAGACACCCAGUAUACUUUAAUUUUUUUUUUUUUUUUUUACAGCUUAGUGCCAAUAAAAGAAAGCAGGGGAAGAGAAGCUCAUAUACCAUUAAGGUGAAGUCUCUGACUCGUCAACUUAUUGAAGUGUGCAGUUUACAUGUCUGUGUUAAAUGUGUUGACGGUGAGAGGCACAGUGGAGCAGCUGGCUUCAGCAGUCCCAGAGUGGCUCACGAGAGGAAGCAGAGCACACAGAGUCAGCUGCUGGCAGAGCCCAGCAAACAAAAGGAUGUUAGAAUAGUCCUCAUAUGCAUUACAUACAGAACAAUAAUCAGAUCAUCCGUAUUCUCCAAACUCUAUUCCUGGAUGGAAGUAUGAUGAUGAGAUGUGAGAAUCAAUGAAAAUAACACAUCAACAUGCCAAAAAGACUACUGUGAAUAAAGUUGUUCGAAAUAGCUUGAAAUUGCAGACUAAUUUACCUAAUUUAAAGCAUGUUUCAUUUUGAAUUGUGGCCUCAAGCAAAAAAUGUAUGGACUUUAGGAUGGUAGUAGAUUAUUAAUAAACUGAUCUUAAAUUGUUACAGAAAAUCUUAUAUUGUCUAAAAUGUGUUACACUACUGUUAUAUUUGGUAUUUUAACAAAAUAUGUGAUCAGAGUCACUUAUUUGUUGUUCUGAGAUUCCCCAGACAAGCUUUCCAGAUCUUUUUUCCAUUUUCAAAUUCUUCAGCAGGUGCAGCCGAACUGUUGAACAUUCAUCUCUUGACUAGUCUACACUUUUACACAACCAGUCUCAAAAGCACCCUGGGAGAUUAUCACACUGAAUGAUAGAUUGAAAGAAUUUUAGAGAGCGGAGGAUGCGCCAAGAUGAGCCGACCUACAUUGGGGUGUGUGUGUUAGGUGCAGAGAGCAGGAGGAGAGAGCGGUGUGGCAGAGCAGAGUGGAGCUGCUGCUGCUGGAUUAUGUAAAGCACUCCCACAGCCCAGAAGUCACAGCGCUUCUAUGGAAGCUCAAAGCAUCUCAGAGAUUCACAGUCUUUGUUAGCAGAAGGCUUAGCCAUUCACAUAGUGGUCCUGCUCCCACAAGAUACACCCCGCAUGGCAGGUUGCUAUGGACAACCACCGCCACAUCCGCUGCCGGAAUGUCUAUUUGGCUGCAUGGAGAGAAGGGUAGGAGGAGGGGUGAUGAGAGGGCGAAAAAAAAAAAAAAAAAAGCAAAAUAGAAAGGGAAAAGGGUUGCUGGUUCUAAUUCAAAUUGGCAGUGACUGAUGAGAGUUGGCUCAGCAAGGCCCAGUACUCCACUGCUAAUUUUAAUGGCCGCACAAAUAGAGCACUUAACCCUGAUUCUGGUCUCAUUUAGUCCAGGGAUAGUCUUGAACAACAGUCUCACACUCUUCCUCUGCCCACCUUUGUCCACCUCAUCUCCACUCUCUGUGUGAAACUUGCUGCUGAGUCUGUCUCAGCCAAGACCACCUAAGCCUGACCAACAGACUGGUAGCCCACACUUCAACUGAAGCACUCAGAUCUUUGUGCCCACUGCAGAACAUGCCAGCAAAAUCAGCCUUGAGGAGGUUGGAUAAGGGAUAAGGGAAAGGUAGAUAAAGGACUUGGAGAUUAUGUGUGGGAAAAUGAUGCGAAGAAAAUGCAUCACUUUGAAAUACAUCACCUUUCUCACUACUCUCCUCUCAGUUUAUCAUCUCGUGUAACUCUCCGUGGAAGGCUCUUUAAUUGGCUUUACUCAUGAAUAUCCCUUUCAACAGCAAGCCAUCAACUACAGACAUUGUUCUGUUCAGCCUCUGCCAACUGCCAUGUGUGCUACAAAGGUCUCUGUGCUGUAAGCCCACUUUAUACAGAAUGUGUCCUUGGCCUCGAGGCUUUGAGAUGAGACAAGAUGUCUGCAGCUAAAUGAAGCUGGGGGUCAAGCUGAGAUCUGGAACUGGCCAAUCGCAAAGCAAUAGUUCCGUGUUUAUGAUACGUGCAAUAACAAGGCUGUGAUGACAUCAUAAUAAAUAACAAGCAAACUG